AGUUCAUUCCUUUCCCGUAUUUCCGAUUCAUCGGAUCCUGCUCUACGCACUCUUGGCCCCUUGUACCUCUUAUCGUCGUCGAUCGACUGACUUAUACUCCGUUUGGUAUUGAAGUCUGUUCCUCGUAGCUGUCGUCCCUAGGUAAGUCCGAGCAGGAAAAAAAGACAAGCCAGAAAGAAGAGGAUCAUCGAUUAUCUUCGAAACUUCACAGCAUCCUUAAGGACACUUCUUUUUUCAGUCCAGGAGUAUGAGGGCCAUCUGCUUGCUCCUCAUCGGCAUCGUCGCCGUGAAUGCCCAGCGCCGUUUAGCCUUGCCCGAUCCGCGAAGCUGCGCGAAUCGUGUCCGUCAUUCGUCGUAUAGAGAUGGUAGAGGAGUUGCUCACUCGUAUUUCUUCAGCUGGGAACAUCAGCCGACCAGAAAUCUCGAGGUGGACUGGCUGGACGCUCGCAAUAUUUGCCGUCGUCAUUGCAUGGACGCCGUGUCUCUGGAGACCCCUCAGGAGAACGAAUUCAUCAAGCAGAGACUAGCGAGAGGAAAUGUGAGAUACAUUUGGACGUCGGGUCGCAAGUGCAAUUUCAACGGUUGCGAUCGACCAGACCUUCAGCCUCAAAACGUUAACGGAUGGUUCUGGUCCGGAUCUGGCGCCAAGAUCGGGCCGACGACCCAACGUAACUCCGGAGAUUGGAGUAACACCGGAGGAUACGGUCAACCACAACCUGACAAUCGCGAAGCUGCACAAGGUAACGAUGAGUCUUGUCUGUCAAUCUUAAACAACUUUUACAACGACGGCAUUAAGUGGCACGACGUGGCCUGUCAUCAUGUCAAGCCUUUCGUGUGCGAGGACAGCGACGAGCUUCUCAACUUCGUCGCGUCUCGGAAUCCAGGUAUCCGUUUGUGAAAGACGACCGCGGCGAUCUCUGGCAAGCAAGCUAUCGUCGUACAUUAAAGAAUUGCGAGGACAAACUAAGACAAAGGCGACGAUAUAUUUCAGACGUACCGUGUAUUCUUUCUCUCUUUCUCUUUACUUCGUCGUAUUUUUAUUUAUAAUUACACUAACCAAUAUUCUCUUUAAUAAAUCGCGAUUGUAGAACCGCGAAAUUUUCACCGUAAGCGGAACGAUUGAUAGGUCGAAGUAGGCCGUAAAUGCAUUUAGUAUUAUAUAUAAUACAUAAUUCUUGUAAUUUUUAUAUUCAUUUCGUACGAGAAUAAAUGCAUUUUCAUUUGUA
Molecule: messenger RNA, 1226 nt
Organism: Cataglyphis hispanica
Lineage: Eukaryota; Metazoa; Arthropoda; Insecta; Hymenoptera; Formicidae
Exons: 5
Coding region: 248-898 (216 amino acids)
Source: RefSeq, a predicted model, not a curated record